Messenger RNA from Coccomyxa subellipsoidea C-169, 1436 nucleotides. RefSeq lists its product as hypothetical. The transcript has 11 exons. The coding region runs from base 48 to 1436 and encodes 462 amino acids. The record is from RefSeq and is a predicted model, not a curated record. NCBI's taxonomy places the organism in Eukaryota, Viridiplantae, Chlorophyta, Trebouxiophyceae, Coccomyxaceae.
GAGAUUCGCUUCGCACCAUCUCAAGAGCUGUAUGGGGUUAGUGCUUGAUGUGGCAGUCUUCUUGCGAUCCGAUGGGCGGAAGGAUGGGCCAAAAUUCAGCUGUACUUGGUAGGAGAUUCAUCCCUGCCUUUCAGACUCCUAAGCUAUGGGGUUCUGGGAUGUCUAGACGAGCACCAGCCAUCCGAGUCCUCGCCAGCAAGAAGAGCGAAGUAGCCCAGGAGGCUCUGAUAACCGCACCAAUCCAGGUUCAGGGACAGGAGCAGCUGACACCUGUGGAGAAACUGCAGAUGGCUCCAUUCUGGUCCACAUUCUGUGGAACAUCCAACGGCGCCUGGCAGGGGGUGCAAGCCGCCUUCUCUCCCCUCACAGGUGAGGCCGAGCCUGUGGGCUUGGAUAACAAGGGGGAGCCGGUCUUGGACGUUCGCACGAGCACCCUUGAAUCCAGGGAAUUGGAAGAAGACGAUGACAGGGUUGUCAGGCGAAGCCUGCGCGCAGCUUCUGCGCAGGCGCUGAGAGACAUCGCUGCGAAGGACGAGUGGGAGGAGGAGAUCAUCUCCAGUGAGGAGGAUGGCCUGGUGUUCUUUGACGGGGGGACCUACUCUAGGGGACCCUCCAGCCUGCUAGCUGAGGAGGUGUUUGAGGGGGGGGACCUGCUGCAAGCAGACAAGGAGAGGCUGGAGCGACGGCUCUCCUUGGAGGCGAGCACGUUGGAGGGGUCUGUCAAGGAUGACACGGCCGAGGAUGAGGUCAUCAGGGCGGAGGCUGACGUGGGCGAUGACUCAGCGGGGGUCAGGCGCGUGUGGCUGCUGGAGCAGUGCCUGGCCUGGGGCGGGGAACACCGCCUGAGACUGCGCCUCACCCUCGCAGCCUUCCCAGGGGAGAAGGAGUUGGAGGUUGAGGUCUUGCGCAUAGCGGUGCUGAGGGAGGCGUGGCAGUGCCUGGCGGAGGAUGACUCACCCGCCUGCGUGGCAGACCCCUCCCAGGUUCUCCCAGAGGUGUCCACGGGCGCUCGCAGCCAGCCGCAGGACCUCAAGGGAAGCUGGAAGGUCUUUGAUGUCAGCGCCUCUCCGGUGCCAGACGACGCCUCGCCAGAUGAGGAGCCCGGCACGGUGCUGGUGUAUUUCAGCAGUGAGACGGCGCAGGAGUGGGGGCCCGGGCGGGGGGACCCGGGGGACUGCGGUGGCGCCUUCUGGCUGCCGGGCAAUGCUCUUCUCGAGCUGCGCAUGGUGCCCCCCGUCAGCCGGGGACGCGCAGCUGACGCGCAGGAGGGAAUGGAAACUGAGGGGCAGGGCCGAGGCCUGUGUGUAUCCUUCCACUGGCUAGUCAACGAACGCACCCUUAUAGGCUUGCAACGGGAGUACAGCGCAGACGGAUUACUGAUGGAGGUACGCAGCCGGACGGCCGUCAAGGGAGGCUGGGUCGGCGGCCGCAUGUGA